AUGGUCCUGAACGUCGCCCCGGAGGUCAAGAAAAUGAAGGCCCUGGAGGUCCCGGAGGUCCAGAAGGUCAGGGAAGACAAGGUCCCGGAGGUCCCGGAGGUCCAGAAGGUCAGGGAAGACAAGGUCCCGGAGGUCCCGGAGGUCCAGAAGGUCAGGGAAGACAAGGUCCCGGAGGUCCCGGAGGUCCAGAAGGUCAGGGAAGACAAGGUCCCGGAGGUCCCGGAGGUCCAGAAGGUCAGGGAAGACAAGGUCCCGGAGGUCCCGGAGGUCCAGAAGGUCAGGGAAGACAAGGUCCCGGAGGUCCCGGAGGUCCUGAAGGUCAGGGAAGACAAGGUCCCGGAGGUCCCGGAGGUCCAGAAGGUCAGGGAAGACAAGGUCCCGGAGGUCCCGGAGGUCCAGAAGGUCAGGGAAGACAAGGUCCCGGAGGUCCCGGAGGUCCAGAAGGUCAGGGAAGACAAGGUCCCGGAGGUCCCGGAGGUCCAGAAGGUCAGGGAAGACAAGGUCCCGGAGGUCCCGGAGGUCCUGAAGGUCAGGGAAGACAAGGUCCCGGAGGUCCCGGAGGUCCGGGAAGACAAGGUCCCGGAGGUCCCGGAGGUCAGGGAAGACAAGGUCCCGGAGGUCCCGGAGGUCCAGAAGGUCAGGGAAGACAAGGUCCCGGAGGUCCCGGAGGUCCAGAAGGUCAGGGAAGACAAGGUCCCGGAGGUCCCGGAGGUCCAGAAGGUCAGGGAAGACAAGGUCCCGGAGGUCCCGGAGGUCCAGAAGGUCAGGGAAGACAAGGUCCCGGAGGUCCCGGAGGUCAGGGAAGACAAGGUCCCGGAGGUCCCGGAGGUCCGGGAAGACAAGGUCCCGGAGGUCCCGGAGGUCAGGGAAGACAAGGUCCCGGAGGUCCCGGAGGUCCAGAAGGUCAGGGAAGACAAGGUCCCGGAGGUCCCGGAGGUCCAGAAGGUCAGGGAAGACAAGGUCCCGGAGGUCCAGAAGGUCAGGGAAGACAAGGUCCCGGAGGUCCCGGAGGUCCGGGAAGACAAGGUCCCGGAGGUCCCGGAGGUCAGGGAAGACAAGGUCCCGGAGGUCCCGGAGGUCCAGAAGGUCAGGGAAGACAAGGUCCCGGAGGUCCCGGAGGUCCAGAAGGUCAGGGAAGACAAGGUCCCGGAGGUCCCGGAGGUCCAGAAGGUCAGGGAAGACAAGGUCCCGGAGGUCCCGGAGGUCCUGAAGGUCAGGGAAGACAAGGUCCCGGAGGUCCAGAAGACAAGGUCCCGGAGGUCCCGGAUGUCAGGGAAGACAAGGUCCCGGAGGUCCCGGAGGUCCUGA
Messenger RNA from Haliotis rufescens (red abalone), 1308 nucleotides. RefSeq names its product protein PELPK1-like. Bases 1 to 1308 code for a protein of 435 amino acids. The transcript is spliced from 2 exons. The record is from RefSeq and is a predicted model, not a curated record. Lineage: Eukaryota; Metazoa; Mollusca; Gastropoda; Lepetellida; Haliotidae.